GGGGGGGAGGGGCGGCCCCGAGGAGGGAGGGGGAGGGGCAGGGCCCGCGUCCCUCCCCCUCCCGAGCUGGAGGCCCUGGUGGCCCUGGCGGACGCGUUGGUGGCCAGGGGGGUCCUGGGGGUCUUCGGGGAGAGCCGGGAGCGGCUCCAGCGGCGCCUCCGGGAGCUGGGGGGGGGAGGGGACCCCUCCCCCACCCCCAGCGAGGAGGGGGAGGAGCAGGAGGAAGAGGAGAAGAAAGAGGAGGGGGAGGGGCAGAGACCCCCGGCCCUGGACAUGUUCGCCCCCCCCGAGGAGGGGGAGGGGCAGGAGGAGGCAGCGGCGCUUCCCGAGGUUCUCUGGGAGUAUCACUGGGGGGGGGAGGGCGAUGGAGACGCCCCCCUGUACGGCCCCUUCAGCAGCGCCCAAAUGCAGGAAUGGGCAGCCCAGGGCUAUUUCUCGGGGGGGGGAGGGGCGCGGUGCCGCCGCGUGAACCCCCCCGGGCCCUUCUACGACUGCGGCCGCAUCGACUUCCAGCUCUACACCUGAAACCCCCUCCAGAGAGCCCAAAACCUCCCAAAAACCCUCCAGAAGCCAACAMCACCUGCAGGGGGAGGGGUCACAGGGGCCCGGCCCCAUUUUGGCACAAUAAAAGGGAUUCCAAUUCCAA
This is a messenger RNA of Malurus melanocephalus (red-backed fairy wren), 646 nucleotides long. It is a transcript of the gene CD2BP2, whose product is annotated as CD2 cytoplasmic tail binding protein 2. Gene Ontology annotation, molecular function: protein binding. Gene Ontology annotation, cellular component: U5 snRNP. The record is from RefSeq and is a predicted model, not a curated record. NCBI's taxonomy places the organism in Eukaryota, Metazoa, Chordata, Aves, Passeriformes, Maluridae. The transcript is spliced from 3 exons. The annotation marks the transcript as partial.